Molecule: messenger RNA, 507 nt
Organism: Adineta ricciae
Lineage: Eukaryota; Metazoa; Rotifera; Eurotatoria; Adinetida; Adinetidae
Source: the annotation of a GenBank genome assembly
AUGUAUUCAAUUCGUCCACAUAGUUCAGGAAAUCUCGAAUUGAACUUACCCACGUCGAUGUAUUCGGUUAGACCAAUCAUUGAACAAACCAAUCCUAGUGAAUCAGCGUUGAAGGAUAUUAAAAAACGGCAAGAUGCUUUAUUAGAAAAGAUCGAGCAUUUGUAUAAUCAGAUUCGUCAAUAUCAAGAGAAAGCAUCAACUCCACCUAGUCACGAAGAAUUUGUCGUGCAUCUUUCGGCGAAAAAUCCAUCGACAAAGAUUCUCGAUACGAUUCGACAAUUUCAUGACAAGUUAUGCAUUCGAACAUUUCGUCAUUCGUCAUUGAAAGACAAUUUGGUUUUUAGUCAGCUGCCAAAUUUAUCGUCAUCAAACAAUGCAAAUCGAUCACUAAGUAUCAUCUGGACUGAUGAGAAUGACCUUUCUUCGAUGUUUCAUUCACAUAUGAAAAUCAACGACGAGCAACAAAUUAUUAAUUUACUUUCUCACCACUUAACAAAUAUGAAUUGA